Messenger RNA from Saccharomyces cerevisiae S288C, 1152 nucleotides. It is a transcript of the gene SEC20, whose product is annotated as Sec20p. Gene Ontology annotation, molecular function: SNAP receptor activity. The transcript has a single exon. Gene Ontology annotation, cellular component: endoplasmic reticulum membrane. Gene Ontology annotation, biological process: retrograde vesicle-mediated transport, Golgi to endoplasmic reticulum. NCBI's taxonomy places the organism in Eukaryota, Fungi, Ascomycota, Saccharomycetes, Saccharomycetales, Saccharomycetaceae. The record is from RefSeq and is marked reviewed. The coding region runs from base 1 to 1152 and encodes 383 amino acids.
AUGGUCGUGACAUUUUUGCAGGACCUGGAAGUUUUGCAAGAUGCAUUAUUAAAUAAUUUGCAAAAAUUAAGUGCAAUCUCCCGCAGAAAAGAAAGCGGAGAAAGCAAGCAUGAUAAUAAGGACAGUUUUGCAGCCAUUGCCAACGAACACAAUGAUGAAGAAGAAGAGAUUGAAUUUGAGGAUUUGGUGAAUAUUAUAGAGAGCAAAGUUUCAGAUUUCGAAUCGGUACUGAAAUGUAGUAUUGUGGAAAUGACCUACAAAUACCCCGAAUUAAAAUUACAGUGGGAAAAAAGCCCUAGAUACGAUCAAUGCGAUAAGUUGCAUAUUGUGAAGCUUGAUAAACAAAUGAACGAGGACAUAUAUGCUCAGUUGGUCGAAGAACUGGAUUUCGUGUUGCAAUUCGUCGAUUGGUUCUAUUGCUACCGCCUGAAAGUCAAAGAGAUUCUACGACAACACCACAAACGUGACUUAGCUUGGAACGACGAGAAAAGAGACCGCGCUAUAAAAUUUCACGCUGUGGAUUACGACAAGCUUCACCAAGGAACGUCGUCAUCGUCAAGCUUAACGUCCACAUCGAUGGAAAAAGCCAGCACUAGAGAGAAGCUUUUGAGCAAAACAAAACAACUGACGAAUAACUUGGUGAGAGGAAAUCAAAUUUUGCAGUCCGGAAUUUUACAAAGUGACCUGAAUUUGGAUGAAUUGAGAGCCCAAACCAAUUCCUUAACACAAAUCGAUGACAAGUACACUCAAUUCGAAACCGUCUUCAAGAAAACUGCCGAUUUGGUCAAAGUACUGGAAAAUGCCUCCCAUCAAGAGAAACGAGAUGUCUAUUUAUCACUUGGGUUCCUCCUAUGCUGCGUCUCGUGGGUUCUAUGGCGUCGUAUUUUCAAGUUACCUGUUAAACUCGGCCUCUGGCUGCUAUUCAAGUUUUUCAAGGGUAUACUCGUCACCCUAGGUCUAGUUAAAAGCUAUGCAGGCUCCUCGUCCUCUCUUCAAGCACCCAGUCUUGUGCUAAAUGCACCCAUUCUAGCCACUACAACUACAUCCUCAGCAACCUCUGUGGAACCAUUCGCAUCUGUAUCAGCCGUCAGUAGUAUCCAGCGGGCUGUCGAUGAGGCCGUGGACAGGAUCGUCUCACAUGAUGAGCUAUGA